AUGGCUGAGACUGCCCCCCGGAAGAUCGUCGUUGUGGGUGGAGGAGUAGCUGGAAUAUCCCUUGCACACUACCUCUUACGGCACACUCUACCAGCGCUUACUGAGCGUCUGGGACAGCCGUAUCAUCUCACACUCGUUUCGCCCUCAUCUCAUUUCUACUGGAAACUCUCUGCCCCACGGGCCCUGGCAGACUCGGAUCCGAACGACACCGAGCCGUUUAUUGCAAUUGCAGACGGUUUCCAAGAAUACUCUGCAUUGCAGUUUACCUUUGUCCAGGCAGAGGCAACUUCUAUCGACGAGAAAGCUCGCAUAAUUCAUCUUCAGUCGCCGAAAAUCAAUGAGAACACCCCUGUCGAGUAUGAUGCCCUGGUCAUCGCCACUGGGACAUCCUCUCACAGCCCAUUAUUCUGCCUGAAGGGCCCACACACCCAGACAAAGCAGGAGCUCCAACAUAUGCAAGAUUGCUUGCGCGAUGCCGAAUCGAUCCUAGUGGCAGGCGGAGGCCCGACAGGUGUCGAAACGGCGGGAGAGCUCGGGGCGAUGAGCAAUCGCUGGUCCGGCCCAAAGAAAUCUAUCACCAUCCUAUCGGGCAAUGACCGGCUGCUAUCUCACGCCAGCCCCGGGACCUCCGCCACAGCUGAGACCAUGCUUGGUCAGAUGGGCAUCGUCGUCAAUCAUGGGCUUCGGGUCACUUCGGCGAUCCAGAGAGAACAAGGUCCGAAGUCUUGGGAUAUCACCUUGAGUGAUCAAUCUACCCGAACAGUCGAUGUCUAUAUUGAUGCCACUGGGUGUGCGCCUAACACUGCAUUUUUGCCGUCGGCCUGGCUCGAUACAAAAGGCUUUGUCAAGACCGAGCAGUCUAGUCUCCGCGUAGACGAUGCAGCCGGAGUUUACGCAUUGGGAUCUGUUACUUCUUUCACGAACGGGAGCUUCUUCGACGCCGUUGAGCCUGUCCGACCCCUCGCUGAUAGUAUUCGGGACGACGAACUUGCAAUCAACCCCGAGGCGUCCCGUCGGGGCCAAAGCUGGUGGGAAUCGAUCUUUGGUCGUCGGACCAGGGCUUAUCGGCAAAAGGGGUCGCUAACGCAGUUUGUCGCUGUGGGGCGAGAUGGGGGCGUCGGGGAACUCGGAGGCUGGCGCGUGCCGAGCGCAUUGGUGGGUAAAGCCAAGGCGAGGACGUUGAUGGUGGAGAAAAUGAGCCCGAUCAUGCACGGCCAGGAUUUCCGUCGGCCCUAG
Molecule: messenger RNA, 1236 nt
Organism: Penicillium olsonii
Lineage: Eukaryota; Fungi; Ascomycota; Eurotiomycetes; Eurotiales; Aspergillaceae
Source: the annotation of a GenBank genome assembly